Pipistrellus nathusii (Nathusius's pipistrelle) is the source of this 354-nucleotide messenger RNA. The record is from the annotation of a GenBank genome assembly. NCBI's taxonomy places the organism in Eukaryota, Metazoa, Chordata, Mammalia, Chiroptera, Vespertilionidae.
AUGCGCGCCCGCGAACUGCCGCUCGUCCUGCUGGCACUGGUCCUCUGCCAGGCGCCCCGGGUCCCCGCCGCCCCGGUGCCGGCGGCCGGGGAGACCAUGCUGGCCAAGAUGUACCCGCGCGGCAACCACUGGGCGGUGGGGCACCUAAUGGGGAAAAAGAGCACAGGAGAAUCCCCAUAUGUCUACGAGGGAGGGAGCCCGAAGUACCAGCUGCGGCAGCACAUCCUGUGGGAAGAAGCUUUGAGGACUCUGCUAAGCCUCGUAGAAGGAAAGGGGACAGGAAGCCACCAAUCACCUCCGCGGGGCAUCCCUGGGUAUUCUCCAGUCUACUCCAGAUUCCGAUUCCAAGGAUAG